Messenger RNA from Ostrinia furnacalis (Asian corn borer), 126 nucleotides. Its product is annotated as 60S ribosomal protein L39-like. The transcript is spliced from 2 exons. Gene Ontology annotation, cellular component: cytosolic large ribosomal subunit; ribosome. Gene Ontology annotation, biological process: translation. The record is from RefSeq and is a predicted model, not a curated record. Lineage: Eukaryota; Metazoa; Arthropoda; Insecta; Lepidoptera; Crambidae. Gene Ontology annotation, molecular function: structural constituent of ribosome. The coding region runs from base 1 to 93 and encodes 30 amino acids.
AUGGUUCCCCAAUGGGGGAGAAUGCGCACAGGAAAUACUAUUCGGUACAAUGCUAAGAGGCGUCACUGGAGGAGAACCAAGCUCAAGCUGUAAGCCUGUAAUGGACUGUAUGUAAGCUAAAAUAAA